GGCUGCAUCCCAGCUGUACUGACAUGCAGCAGACUCGUCUAACCAAGAGGCUUUUUUUUUUCGCUAGCUCAUCCACCCAUCAUGCCAGCAAUAUACACUCUGUCUCCCGAGCAGCUUGCGUCAUACCACUCGCAGGGGUUCCUCAAGAUCACCGACCUCAUCACACCGGACGAGGCCGCUCAGCUUGUCUCUUCAGUGCGCGAGAUCCAGUCAUGGCCGGACACGCCAGGCAAAUGGAUGAACUACUACGAGGUCAAUAAGAAGACCGGCGAGCGGCAGCUGUGCCGCACGGAAAAUUUCACCCCUUACCACGACUUUGUACGCGAAACGGUCACCGGCCCGCGCAUCAUGUCGAUACUUGAGCAGCUUUCCGGCGAGCCGUACGUUUUGUUCAAGGAGAAAAUCAACGCCAAGCUCCCCGGCGGCGGGGCAUUCCCUGCGCACCAGGACGCGCCCAGCGUCAACCAUGUCACGGUGCUAUUCACUGUUGAUGGAUCGUACAUUGAGAAUGGGUGUCUGUAUGCAGUGCCCGGGAGCCACAAGGAUGGCGUGCUGCCGCAGGAGGCGGACGGGUCGAUUAGCAGGAAAUGGUGCGAUGAGCAUGAAUGGGUCCCGAUUGAGUGCAAUUCUGGCGAUAUCUUGAUUUUUGGAUCGUACAUUGCACAUCGGUCGGCGGACAACAUGUCUGAUACAAACCGUGCUAAUCUCUACAUGACAUACAACCGAGCCAGCGAGGGAUAUAAGCGUGACGAGUACUACCAGGACAAGCGUGUCAGGUUCCCUCCUGAGUAUGAGCGCAUCGACGGUGCAGACUACAGCGAUGGUGCCAAGAUUUACAACCUUGCAACUCCAAUCGUCUAACAGCCUAAUUAUUUUCCUUUCGCCUCAGGCUUCAUGCCUAGAAAUAAAUCAUGAUGUUCAGUUUG
Linderina pennispora is the source of this 926-nucleotide messenger RNA. RefSeq names its product phytanoyl-CoA dioxygenase. The coding region runs from base 82 to 861 and encodes 259 amino acids. Lineage: Eukaryota; Fungi; Kickxellomycota; Kickxellomycetes; Kickxellales; Kickxellaceae. The record is from RefSeq and is a predicted model, not a curated record. The transcript is spliced from 2 exons.